Messenger RNA from Helicoverpa armigera (cotton bollworm), 4199 nucleotides. RefSeq names its product ionotropic receptor 75a. The transcript is spliced from 15 exons. Lineage: Eukaryota; Metazoa; Arthropoda; Insecta; Lepidoptera; Noctuidae. The record is from RefSeq and is a predicted model, not a curated record. Gene Ontology annotation, molecular function: ligand-gated monoatomic ion channel activity; riboflavin transmembrane transporter activity. Bases 393 to 3641 code for a protein of 1082 amino acids. Gene Ontology annotation, cellular component: plasma membrane. Gene Ontology annotation, biological process: riboflavin transport.
UUGUCAGUUCUGUCAAAUCAUGUUCAGAGAAUUCAGGGUUAAUUUUGAACCAAUAUUAUGAGCUAGCAAAUUUUUAUCAUGUUCUCGUUUAUUUUUAUUAAGAUAAGAAUAUUUUUUUGUACAUACGUGUUUGAUUAAGUUUACUGUAAGUCGAAGGUUCAAGUGAUUUCCUAUGGUUUUUUAAAUGUUUACUUCGAUGGAAAGCGCAUGAAAGAGAAUGAUGUAAGGAAGUAAAGUUAUACGCAACAUCGAAAAACUUGUGCGAGUAAUCAGUGUAAACCACAUUGUGUUCCGGAGUGGUCAGUAGCGAUCAGUGCCUUAUUACAGCAGUAUGGCGAGCAGCGCGAGGUGACAAGUCUUCUGUCCUUUCUUCUGUAUAACAUGAGGGGAUAAUGCCAGCUUCCUUUGCACAGUUGAACGAGGACAAGGAGAGCUCGCCGUGCCUGGAGCGAGGGGAUCAGCCGACCGUGACGAUGUGGGGCGCACAGCGACGCGUGGCGCUCGACGUGCUGAUGGCCUGCUGGGGCAUCGGCACGUGGCUGGGCGUCAACGGGCUGUACGUGCAGCUGCCGCUGCUGGUGGAGCGCCUGCCCGAGGGCUGGGCGCUGCCCUCCUCCAUGGUGAUGGCGGUGCAGCUGGCCAACAGCGGCCUGCUCAUGUACGCGCUGCUGCGCCGGCUGGCGCCGCGCGUGUCCGACGCGGUGUACAUCUACGCGCUGCUGGUGAUCGGCACGCUGGCGCUCGUGCUCAACGCGUUCCUCUACGAGCAGACGGCGAUGGUGGGCGCGCAGGAGCGCUCCGUCGCCUACCUGUCGCUCACGUUCUUCGCGGCGCUCGUGGGCUGCACUAGCUCCGUGCUCUUCUACCCGUACCUGAGACAUUUUCGUGACGUGUACUUAGCGACGUACUUAGUGGGGGAGGGACUGAGUGGGUUCGUGUCGAGCCUGCUGGCGCUGGUGCAGGGCGUGGGCGGCGAGCCGCAGUGCCUGCCCUCGGCCGACAACUCCACGCUGGUGCCGCACUACCCGCCCGCGCGCUUCGACACCACGGUGUUCCUGCUCCUGCUGGGCGGGCUGUCGGCCACCAGUCUCACCAGCUUCAUCAUCAUCAACAACUACAAGGGGUUCGCGUCGGAGCGCGUGGCGCCGGCGGCGGCGCAGAAGGACGACGAGGCGACGUCGGUGCGGCCGUCGCUGAUGGCGCCGCGCUGGGUGGGCGUGAUGGCGCUGAUGGCGCUGCUGAACGCGCUCAGCAACGGCGUGAUGCCGUCUGUGCAGUCGUACUCGUGCAUGCCGUAUGGUACGCGCGCGUACCACCUGGCGGUGACGCUGGGCGCCAUGGCCAACCCCGCGGCGUGCCUGGCGGGCGUGUGGCUGCGGCCCAUGCGCGGGCGCCUGCUGGCAGCCAUGCUGGUGGCCACGGCCGUGCCCUUCGCCUACAUCCUCGCCACCGCGCUGCUCAGCCCCACGCCGCCGCUGCAGUACUCCGCCGCCGGCGAGACUCUGGUCGUGGUGGCGUGGGUGCUGGCCUCGGGCACGAUCUCGUACGCGCGCAUGUGGGUGUACGGCUGGGCGCGGGCGGGCGGCGCGCGCGGCAUGCGCCUGUGCGGCGGCGUGGGGCAGCUGGGCUCCGUGCUGGGCUCCGCCUCCACCUUCUUCAUCGUCAACUACACGCAUCUGUUCGUGCAGCCCGACGCCUGCCCCGCCAUCAACCAGCUCAGCCUCUACAAUGAGAUCUUCAACCGAUGUCUCACAUUACGUUUAAAAAGCUGUGAGCAAAAGUGUUUGCCCUUAACCGUCGCCCCUCAGCGCGAGGGUGAGAGCGUCAGUCGUGAGGGGGCGCCCGCAGAGCACUGUGAGCGCACAGCCAUGGAGCUCAUCAGCUUCAUCCUGUCCUACUUCAUCACCAAGGACUUGUCCAUGAUGACCGCUUUCAUCUGCUGGACACCGGAGCGCACAUCGGAGCUGUGUCGCAGCGCGAGUGGCGCGGGGGUGCGGCUGCAGCUGGCGACUGACUUCCAUCAGCCGCCGCCGAUGACGCCGCGCGGACGCUUCAGGGAAGCCAUGCUGCUCGACCUCACGUGUCCUCAUGCUGCACUCAUCAUGGAAGCGGCCUCUUCCUCCCGCGGCUUCAACUACCGGCACUCGUGGCUACUGCUGCACAACUCGUCGGAGCGCGGGCUCAUUGCAGACGCACUGUCGCCCUACGAGAUCCUGCCUGACGCUGACGUGGUGUGGUCUGCGCCGGACGCUCUGCUCGACAUCUACAAGAUAAAGCCGGCCACGCCCUACCUCCUGACAGACCUGGGGUUGACGCGCAACUGCUCUCGGCACCAGCUGCGCGCGCUGUGGGGAGCGCUGCCCAGCGCCGUGACGCGGAGGAGGGACCUCAAGAACGUCACGAUGAAGGGCAUCUCCGUUGUGACGGAGCCGUACAACUUCAAGGGCUGGUCGGACCUGCGCAACCGGCAGAUCGAUACCUUCCCCAAGUUCACGUACCCGCUGAUGAUGCUCGCCGCGCAGGACAUGCACUUCAGGUUUGACCUGCGGCAGAUGGACGUGUACGGCGUGUCGCACAACGGCUCGUUCGACGGGCUGGUGGGGCGGCUGCAGCGCAACGACGCCGAGGUGGGGCUGGCCUCCAUCUUCAUCCGCCCCGACCGCAUGCAGGUCGCCGACUACAUCUCCGAGACCUGCGUGCUCUUAUGCGCGUUCAUCUUCCGUCAGCCGGCGCGGUCGGCGGUGUCCAACGUGUUCCUGGCGCCGUUCAGCGCGGGCGUGUGGGCCGCCAGCGCCGGCGUGGCCGCGGCCGCCGCGCUGCUGCUGGUGGCACUGCGCGCGGUGCUGCAGCGCACGAGGCAGCGAGACGACCUCGCGCUCUUCACGCUGCCCGAGACCCUCACCUUCGCGCUCGGCACGCUCUGCCAGCAAGGGUUCCACACGACGCCGGGUGUGACGUCAGUGCGGCUGGUGAUGUUCAGCACGCUGCUGGCGUCGCUGUUCGUGUUCACGGCCUACUCCGCCAAGAUCGUGGCCAUCCUGCAGACGCCCAGCGACGCGCUGCGCACCAUCGACGACCUGACGCGCUCGCCCAUCACCAUCGGCGUCCAGGACACCACUUACAAGAAGGUCUACUUCCUUGAGAGUCCGGACGAGUCGACGCAGCAGCUGUACCGGCGCAAGAUCCUGCCGCAAGGCGAGCGCGCCUACCACAGCGUGGUGGACGGCAUCGCGCGCGUGCGCACCGGACUCUUCGCCUUCCAGGUGGAGAGCAGUUCCGGGUACGACAUCAUCAGACAGACGUUCACGGAGCGCGAGAAGUGCAGCCUGAAGGAGAUCGAGGCGUUCAAGCUGCCGCUCGUCGCCGUGCCCAUGCGCAAGAACUCCGGCUACCGGGAGCUCUUCGCUACCAGACUGCGUUGGCAGCGCGAGGUGGGUCUGAUGUCGCGCGAGCGGCGCGUGUGGCUGGUCUCGCGCCCGCGCUGCGACGCGGCCGGCGGCGGCUUCGUCAGCAUCGGCAUCGGCGACGUGCUGCCUGCACUACAGGUGUUGGGUCUGGGCGCGCUCAUCUCCCUGACCCUGCUGGCCGCCGAGCUCGCCGCGCACGCCAUACGGAACUCGCGCCGCUGGAACCACAUCUAGAAGCACUACUACAUGCCUCAGUUUUUGUUAAACUUACACCUUCACGCCACAUUUUAAUCUUUUCUCGAAUUAACAUAUGAUAGCCUGCGAAAUAAUUAGACUGUAUAUCUAGACUUCGUAGUAAAUGAGCAGAAUUACAAACAGUGGUUAUGGAAUUAAAACAAUUUGUUCAAGAAAAUGCAGCAGUUAGGUCUUAAACUUUAUUAAUAAUAAUUUGCACUGAUAUUUACAGGAAGGAUGUACUUAUUAAACCACCUAAAGCCUAUAUAAUGGGGCACAGCACCGCACUGCGCAAUCGACUCACUUUUCUAGUUUGUCCUAGAGUGUUAGAGUUAGCACUGACGUGGUCCGCCGGCUGCACAUGGGUCGUCGAGGGCCGCUAGAAGAGCUGCACGGCCAGCAGCACGAACAGCGUCAGCAGCAGCGCGGCCGACAGCGCGCGGUCCAGCAGCCGCGCCAGCGCCGCCCACGCGCCGCUCUCCGACGACCCGCACGACUCCUCACAUACCAGAACACGAGAUUAUUAUAGUAGAACACAAUAAAUAUUUGCAACCGCAA